Messenger RNA from Pteropus alecto (black flying fox), 726 nucleotides. RefSeq names its product NADH:ubiquinone oxidoreductase subunit B8 (gene NDUFB8). The record is from RefSeq and is a predicted model, not a curated record. The transcript has 5 exons. Gene Ontology annotation, cellular component: mitochondrion. Bases 76 to 636 code for a protein of 186 amino acids. NCBI's taxonomy places the organism in Eukaryota, Metazoa, Chordata, Mammalia, Chiroptera, Pteropodidae. Gene Ontology annotation, biological process: mitochondrial electron transport, NADH to ubiquinone.
CGACGCGUUUGGCCCGGCUCAGCCGCCGUGGCAGGCCUUUGCGCAUGUGCGGGGCGAAACGGGAAGAAGGUGAAGAUGGCGGCGGCCAGGGCUAGAGUCCUGGGAGUCCGAUGGCUGCAAAGGGCAUCCCGGAACGUGGUGCCGCUGGGUGCACGAACAGCCUCCCACAUUACCAAGGACAUGCUCCCGGGGCCCUAUCCCAAGACCCCAGAAGAAUGGGCUGCCGCCGCCAAGAAAUAUAAUAUGCGGGUGGAAGACUACGAGCCGUACCCGGAUGAUGGCAUGGGGUACGGCGACUAUCCGAAGCUCCCAGCCCGCUCACAGCAUGAGAGGGAUCCAUGGUAUGACUGGGACCAUCCAGAUCUGAGAUUGAACUGGGGUGAACCGAUUCAUUGGGACCUAGACAUGUAUAUCAGGAACCGUGUAGACACCUCCCCCACACCUGUUUCAUGGAAUCUCAUGUGUAAGCACCUCUUCGGCUUCGUGGCCUUCAUGCUGUUCAUGUUUUGGGUCGGGGAGGCUUACCCCUCCUACCAGCCUGUGGGGCCAAAGCAGUACCCUUAUAAUAAUCUGUACCUGGAACGAGGCGGCGAUCCCACCAAAGAACCUGAGCCAGUGGUUCACUAUGAAAUCUGAGGCUUCAUGGGCUUUGUGCUCCCGACUGACUCCCUCAUUCCUACAGAUUUAACAUUAAUGAAAUCCCUAAUAAAACCUAGUGCUGUGGUG